This is a messenger RNA of Racocetra persica, 1044 nucleotides long. NCBI's taxonomy places the organism in Eukaryota, Fungi, Glomeromycota, Glomeromycetes, Diversisporales, Gigasporaceae. The record is from the annotation of a GenBank genome assembly.
AUGGUGGCUUCUUCACCUAAUGAAAAUCUUGCUCAAAAGCACAGUAUAGGUAUGUAUAUUUGUAUUUGUUUUAGGUCAAUCUUGUUAGCUUCGUAUAUUUAUAUUCACAGCAUUUAUUUUGGUCGGAUUUUAAAGGUGUUAACGACUCUAUUGUGGAAAAAAAAGUCUGAAAAAUAUACACAGUCCGUCGAACGGCGACACUCUCCUCCAACAAAUGUUAUUGAGCCACUAAUCAAUGAUAAUAACUCUUCUAAAGUAUCAAUUGGUCGAAGUUUUACUACAUCUAUCCCGCAUUCUCCUACGAAACGAAGGCCAAUUAGCACUGGCGCAUUGGCUGAUGAACAAAAUGAUAAACCACCUCAGCGAUCUGCAACAACUGCAGGGAAACCCAAAAGGUCAUUGCUGAUUACUUCUGAGAAUGAUUCUCAAGAAGAAGCUUCUGGACGAAAUCGUAAGAGUGGAAUGAUCAAACGUCGCAACACUUAUAGCUCUGAGAGUCAGAGUGUGGAAAUUGUGUUAGACAAGGAAACUCAAAAAUGGGCCGAGAAUGUCAAACGACGACUAUCAAAAAGAAGAACUCGUGAAAAGGGCAAAGGUGACGAUGAAGAAGGUCCAAUGAUUGGAACAAGAAUAAGUGAAGGUCAUGUCAAUUACGUUUUAAUGUAUAACAUGCUAACAGGAAUAAGAGUUGGUGUUUCACGUUGUAAUGCCAAACUUGAAAGGGAAUUAACUGAUAUUGAUUUCAAAGCUGCUCAUAAAUUAGCUUUUGAUAUAACGGGUAACGAACUCACUCCAUCCGCAAAAUAUGAUUUCAAAUUCAAAGAUUAUGCACCUUGGGUCUUUCGUCGUCUUCGUGAAUUUUUUCACAUUGACGCUGCAGAUUAUUUGGUUUCUUUAACGAGCAAAUAUAUUUUGUCAGAGCUGAAUUCUCCUGGCAAAAGUGGAAGCUUCUUUUAUUAUUCUAGGGAUUAUCGUUUCAUCAUUAAAACGAUACAUCACACUGAACACAAGUUCUUACGUAAAAUUUUGAAACAAUAUUAUGAG